UCCAUGAUCGCCACACCUCGUCGCCUCCGCGCAACAACCACUCACCUCCACAGUAGCAACACAAAAGCCAUGGCAUCAUGGCCAUCGCCACCUCAUACCCUCACGCCAUCGAUCCGAUAGCCGAAACGGCAAGCGACUAUGGCUCCGACAUCGACGACGCCACCGCGCACCACCUCCUCUCUCAAGCCGAGUCACAGCCCUUGACAGACGACAUUGCCCUCGAAGCUCUCCCCCAUCCUCCAGUCCUGCAAGAUGACGGCGUCGAGCAAACCGCUCACUUGCGUCUUUCGCACGCGCAGUACUCCUCUUCGCCUCGGAGUUUGGGGCACAAGAGCAAGGCUGGUGAGGGAGAGGGACGGCGCGUGCGCGAGGCUUCAAUCGAGGUGGAAUACGACGAGGGCAAUAGGGCGUCCUUCUUCAAUUCCGCAUCUAUCCCCAACGAUGAAGCAACUCCCGCCGCAGCACCUCAACCCGAACCCUCGCAAACGAUCGACCCUCGUCUCCCACCUAUCGACCGCUUCCGCAGGCGCCGCCCUAUCUCCGUCACAGACCUCGUGUCUCCCGCCUGGUGCGAGCAGCAAUACGAAUACAGCCUCACGAAGUACGGACGCGUGCGCAAAACCCCGGCAAUGAAGCAAGGCUCUACCGUGCACCGUGAACUGGAAGAGCAAGUGCAUGUGCGCGUGCCGGUGGAGGUGGUGUCAAAGGAGGACAAGUUCGCGCUGCGCGUGUGGAAUUCGAUCCACGGGCUGCGCAUGCUGAGGGAGACGGGGCUGACGAGGGAGUUGGAGGUCUGGGGCGUGCUGGAGGGGGAGGUGGUGAUUGGGAUUAUCGAUGAGAUUCGCACGACGUGUCCGGAUGACGCGAUGGAGGCGAGGAUGUUGGAAGAUGCGGAGAGGGGGAGGGGGAAGAAGGAGGUGCUGCCUGCUGAUCAGCGUACUCUGACCGAGUUUCUCACUCAUUCUCAGAGUGCUUCCAUUCUGGAGAGGACUCCUCCGGCAUUGGGUCGACGCACACGUCACGAUUCUCCAUCGAGGACCUACUACCUCGUCGACGUCAAAACCCGACAAUCAAGGACACUUCCUACCUCCGGCUCGCAGUCCCGCCCAACACACAUGCAACUCAUGAUCUACCACCAACUCCUCUCUUCCCUAGCAGCCAACACCGUCCCCGCAGACCAAGUGUUCGCACGCUACAACCUCGACGCCAACACCCCCUUCAGCGACACCUUCCUCGCCCAAGUCGCCAAUCUCGACAUCAGUCCUUCUCCCGCGCCAUCGCAAGCAGACAAUAGCUCGACUCCCGCCAGCCAAGAGGAUCCCUUGACCGAAUUACUGGCGUACAACACCCUCUCCCUCCUCUGGCCGCUUCUCAUCAACGAAGCAUCCCUCACCUUCCCUCUUUCUCCACCGCAAUCAUCAACACCCUCCAUUUCCCCCCUCCUAACCGCCGAAUUCCGCACCAGCCGCCCCGACGAAGUAUCAGAAGCAGGCACCCUCAUAGGCCAGCGCAGCUUCCCCUUCGAUGCCAAAGCCGUGUCCGCUUACCUGGCCGACGAAAUCGGGUGGUGGAGGGGCGAGCGCGAGACAAAGGGCGUGGAGGUCGAGGAGGCGUUCAAGUGUCGGCUUUGCGAGUUUGCCGAGGGGUGUGCGUGGCGGGCUACGAAGGUUGAGGAGGGCCUGCGGAGGGUGAGGGAGAGGGAGGGGUUGAGGGGGAGGGGGAGAAGUGUAGUCUAAUUUGCGUGUGAGAUUAUCAUGAGAGACGACGACGACGAUGAUGUGU
Molecule: messenger RNA, 1782 nt
Organism: Neohortaea acidophila
Lineage: Eukaryota; Fungi; Ascomycota; Dothideomycetes; Mycosphaerellales; Teratosphaeriaceae
Product: exonuclease V a 5' deoxyribonuclease-domain-containing protein
Exons: 2
Coding region: 78-1736 (552 amino acids)
Biological process (GO): interstrand cross-link repair
Cellular component (GO): mitochondrion; nucleus
Molecular function (GO): single-stranded DNA 5'-3' DNA exonuclease activity
Source: RefSeq, a predicted model, not a curated record